CCCCCUGCUCUAAUGGGUCCCAGACUGAACUGAGAUUUAGGGACUUUUGCUCCGGAGUUACUCAGUCUGUGCGCCCAGGGCAUCUUCACCUUCCAGAAGCAGUGGCCCCAUCCAUUCCAUCUGGACAACUCAGGUCACCUGCCUGCUCCUGGGCUUGAGUGAGGACACCUUCUCUUCUCCCACAGUGCCUGUAUCAUCUUCCUGCUUCCUGUCCCCCUCUGCUGUCACAUAAGGGACCCCCAGCAGCACUCACGCUUGGGUCCUAGUGCCAGCAUCUGAUUCCGAUGUGCUCACCUGGGCUCCUUGGCCCGCAGACGCUCCAAGGGUAGGUGUGGCCAUCGUCCCUGCCAGUUGUCCACAGCGUGGCCCACUCUUGCACAGGAAGUGGAUCAAUGGCUUUGUCUGGACAGAGCAAGGUGGUGUGGGAAGGGACACAGUGUGAUGCAGAGGGCGUCAGGGAGGUGUUCGUGGCCCUACAGAUCAAUUUAAGGGCUGGGUCCAUGAGAGUUGCCUGUAAAAGACAAAGUGGAAGCCCAGUGCCUGACCAUGCUGUGUCCCCCAGGGUGGAGGGCACUGCCCUGGGCAAUGCCACUGCUGCUCUUGUGUGUCCAGCCCCAGGGGGCCCACACCUGGUGCUCUGAGGAGGACCUCAGCAGCUAUCAUCAGCUCAUCAGUAACCCGGAGCUCCCCGCUGCGAUACAGCUGGCACAGGACACAUUCAACCAGCUGAGCCUGGAGAAUCGCGCCUACCGCCUGGAACGCAUCCUCAGCACCCAGCGGGAACUGGUGGGUAACGUCCUCUGCUGCUUGCUGCCUGUGCCUGGAGCUUGGGUGAGGGCUGGGGCUUCCCUGUUCCAGGUUCAGCAUGAGUCCAGGCCUGGGAGAACCUCCCUGGUAUCCAGGGAGGAGCAGCAAUGUCUCCGUGUGGUUUUGGACCCGGGUACCCUGCCCUCAGAAGAGGAUCCUGGAGAGCUCAAGCCAGGCCCCUGCCUCAGGACCUUCACCUGCUCCUUCACCAUCCUCUCACAGCACCAGGCCGUCCAGCUCAGCAUCCUGAAGAAAACGUGCUCCAAGGGGCCCCCUAGCCAAGAGGCCUGGGAGGAGCCUGGGCUGGGCAGACGACACUUCAGCCUGGACCAAGCUGCAGAUUUGGAGGAGCUGUCCAGGAAGAGCAAGGACACCAUGGCUCAUCCGCCUGGGAAGGCACUGAUGGCCUGGGCUUUGUUGCUGUUCCUCUGGGGCCUCCAGCUCCUGGCCACUGGGGCCUGGCUCUUUGACCUAUCACAGUUCGGCUCGAAUGAUGAUGUGAAGCUCUACUUCCCCCCAACCAUGGAGUUCGCCCAACACAUAUUCAACCAGCAGCACAAGGACCGGUAUGCCUUCAGGGUGGAGCGCAUCCUGAGCGUCAGGAGGGAGCAGAUGAGAGAUAUAGUGUUCUUCAUGGUACUGAAGCUGCGCAGAACCAACUGUAGGAAGUUCCAGGACGACUUGGACAACUGCCCUUUCCAGAAAAACGCUGAUCUCAGCAAUGUCAUCAUCUGCUCCUUCAAUGUGAGCACCUUGCCCUGGAUAACAAAGUUCACGCUCUUGAACAAGACCUGCUCCUAGGUCUCCCUCUGACUCCAAGACUGGCCGCCCUGCUCACCUCCCAGGACACCAGCGCUCCCCACAUGGCUCCUCAGUCCCAGCUACUCCAAAGAUGCUCCUUCCUUACUUUCCAAGAGUUUUGGGUCCUGUCCCAGAAUGUAAAGUUCUUCUUUGUCCAAGGUCACCAUAGAGAACUCAUUAAAGUUUGCAUGUAGAGACCA
Cavia porcellus (domestic guinea pig) is the source of this 1808-nucleotide messenger RNA. RefSeq lists its product as uncharacterized. Bases 547 to 1608 code for a protein of 353 amino acids. The transcript is spliced from 6 exons. Gene Ontology annotation, biological process: antimicrobial humoral response. Lineage: Eukaryota; Metazoa; Chordata; Mammalia; Rodentia; Caviidae. Gene Ontology annotation, molecular function: cysteine-type endopeptidase inhibitor activity. The record is from RefSeq and is a predicted model, not a curated record.